Messenger RNA from Cannabis sativa, 1072 nucleotides. Its product is annotated as transcription factor bHLH104. Gene Ontology annotation, molecular function: protein dimerization activity; DNA-binding transcription factor activity. The record is from RefSeq and is a predicted model, not a curated record. Lineage: Eukaryota; Viridiplantae; Streptophyta; Magnoliopsida; Rosales; Cannabaceae. Gene Ontology annotation, biological process: regulation of DNA-templated transcription; intracellular iron ion homeostasis. The coding region runs from base 138 to 830 and encodes 230 amino acids. The transcript is spliced from 5 exons.
AAUUUCAAAUUGCAAAAAUACCACAAUCUUCUCAACUAAUCCUUUCGUUUUUAAAUCUCUCAAUUUUCGAAACCCUCCAUUUUUGGUUUCCAAGAUCAAUUUUUUUUUUUCCCUUCAAUUGUCUUCGUCGGCGGAUAAUGGAUUCAUUGGACAACGGGAAUUGGGAUUUUCUCGACUGUUCAUUUAUCGGAGAAACACAAUCCUCCGAUUUUCUAUGGUCCAAUAACAGUAUUAUGGAGGUUGAUUUCUCAGGUGGUGGUGGUGGUGGUGCUGGCAAUAAUGGCGAGGGUGAAGGUGAUAGUAAUUUGCAAGAAAGGGAUGAGAAAGAAUGCUCUCGUAAGAGGGUACGCACUGACUCUUGUAGAAAGCAAGGAACAAAGGCUUGUCGUGAGAAGAUGAGGAGAGAAAGAUUGAAUGACAGGUUUUUGGAUUUGAGUGCUGUUUUAGAACCUGAUAGGCCUGCAAAAACUGACAAAACUGCUAUUCUUGAUGAUGCUGUAAGAGUUCUUAACCAACUGAAAAGUGAAAAUCAAGAGCUUAAAGAAACAAACGAAAAACUACUCGAAGAAAUAAAAAGCUUAAAGGCGGAGAAAAACGAGCUUCGCGAAGAAAAACUCGUACUAAAAUCAGAUAAAGAAAAGAUGGAGCUGCAAUUGAAAUCCAUGGCAAUGCCACAUUCUGGAUAUAUGCAGGCUCAUCCAGCUGCUGCUGCAUAUCAAAAUAAGAUGGCGGUUUUUCCAGGCUAUAGUCUAGUUCCAAUGUGGAACUAUUUACCACCGGCUACUCGUGAUACAUCUCGUGAUCACGAGCUGAGGCCCCCGGCCGCUUAGUUUCUCAACUUCAAACACUCCAACAAGGUCUUUGUUUUUUACAUUACCUUUCUUGUCUUAACAAUUUAUCUCAACUUUUAUUGUGUUCUUCUCAAGACAUGUAAAUAUCACUACUGUCUCAAUUUGCCUCAUAUUUUUUUUAAUCAAUUCAAUGGGGUGGCAAAUUUAGUGAAAAUGGCUAGGAAUGUAAUGAUGAUGACAUGGGAUUUUCUAAUAAAUUGUUGUUGUUGUUGUUGUUCUUA